AUGGUUUGCUGGUCCAAAAACGCACAGAAGGAAGAAAGGUUGGCGGAUCCUGGAUCACGUGGUGAAGAUUCAGAUGGUGUGGAAGGGGAAGACGAGUCUGAAAGUGAAAAGAGAAGGGGUGUGCCCUCUCUACGAGAGCGUUUACCUAUGUCUGCUGGACUAGGAGUAGGUGAACUUCGGGCUCGUUUAGGGGUUUGGUUCGGCAGCGUGGUGGCUCUAGAUGGUGCAGUUAGAGACGAUAUAGAUUUAGAAAGAAUUGACGCGAAUGUAAAAAAAGGUGGAUUUAUAUUUCCCCUACCUUUAAUAGUUGCUGGUAUUACCGCGGCGGCUACAGAGGCUGGUGCUACAGCUUGUGGAGUAAGCGUUGCCAACGAAAAUUCCGGUUCUGGGAAAACUCAUCUCACUUUUAACAUGUUGACAACACCAAACCUUUUAGUUUUCGAUUCUUUGUAUAUCUACACAACAACACCAGAGCAAUCGUAUUAUCAAUUUCUCAAAGCUUUAGAAUAUCUACCAAAGAAAGAUGUUCAAGAAGUGGAAAUAAAAGAUAUCAUAGAUAACUACAUCGAAGGAAAGAAUCCAACGGAUAUAUAA
Lottia gigantea (owl limpet) is the source of this 594-nucleotide messenger RNA. RefSeq lists its product as hypothetical. The coding region runs from base 1 to 594 and encodes 197 amino acids. The transcript is spliced from 3 exons. NCBI's taxonomy places the organism in Eukaryota, Metazoa, Mollusca, Gastropoda, Lottiidae. The record is from RefSeq and is a predicted model, not a curated record.